Penicillium atrosanguineum is the source of this 852-nucleotide messenger RNA. Its product is annotated as RTA1 domain-containing protein. NCBI's taxonomy places the organism in Eukaryota, Fungi, Ascomycota, Eurotiomycetes, Eurotiales, Aspergillaceae. The transcript is spliced from 4 exons. The record is from RefSeq and is a predicted model, not a curated record. The coding region runs from base 1 to 852 and encodes 283 amino acids. Gene Ontology annotation, cellular component: membrane.
AUGGUGGCAGUAAAGUAUAUGGGAGAGUAUAACUAUAUCCCUUCCAUACCAGCAGCUGUGAUCUUCGCCGUUGUGUUUGGCAUAGCAUGUAUAGCACAUUCAUGGCAGAUGUAUCGCAAUCGGACAUGGUUCUUCAUUCCGUUCAUAUGCGGAGGCAUCUUUGAAAUCGCAGGAUACGCUGCCCGCGCUAUUUCCUCAAACCAAUACCCAAACUACACCAUCGGCCCGCUCGCAGUACAGGCCAUUCUCAUUAUGGUAGCGCCUUCGCUUUAUGCUGCGACUAUCUAUAUGACACUCGGUCGUAUCAUGAUUGUCACCGGCGGAGAAAAAUACUCGAUCAUUCGCCGAUCAUGGCUCACCAAAAUAUUUGUUUUCGGCGAUGUGAUAUGCUUCCUCAUUCAAGCCGGCGGCGCCGGUAUGCUCGUCCAAGUCAGCACAGCAGCAACCGGCGAAAAGAUCAUCAAAAUUGGCCUGAUCGUCCAAAUCGUCUUCUUAGCUCUAUUCCUCAUCACUAGUGUCAGCUUCCACCUUCGACUAUCGAAGAACGGAUCGGCAUAUUCGAUGCAGGUCCCUUGGAAGAGACACCAGUUGGCGUUGUACAUUACCAGUGCGCUAGUCUUUGUGCGCUCGAUCUUCCGGUUCAUCGAAUACGCUCUUGGGAGUACUGGGCCGUUGUUGCAGCAUGAGUACUGGUCUUAUAUUUUUGAUGCGAGUCUUAUGGUUAUUGUCAUGCUUGUGUUUAAUGUAAUUUAUCCCGGUGAGAUUGGAGAUCUUCUCCGGGAGAGGAAAAAGGGGGAUGAUGGAAUGGAGUUGCUUGAUGAGCAGAGGUAUGCAACUGGAAAUUACCCAUAG